This is a messenger RNA of Myotis lucifugus (little brown bat), 2257 nucleotides long. RefSeq names its product chromatin assembly factor 1 subunit A. The transcript has 11 exons. The annotation marks the transcript as partial. NCBI's taxonomy places the organism in Eukaryota, Metazoa, Chordata, Mammalia, Chiroptera, Vespertilionidae. Gene Ontology annotation, cellular component: CAF-1 complex; nucleus. The record is from RefSeq and is a predicted model, not a curated record. Gene Ontology annotation, biological process: nucleosome assembly.
CUACAGGAUAAGGAGCGUUUGGGCAAGCAGCUGAAGUUACAGGCCGAAAAAGAGGAAAAGGAGAAGCUAAAAGAGGAGGCCAAGCGUGCCAAGGAAGAAGCCAGGAGGAGGAGAGAGGAAGAGAAAGAGCUGAAGGAGAAGGAGAGGCGCGAAAAAAGGGAGAAGGAAGAAAAGGAGAAGGCGGAGAAGCAGCGGCUCAAGGAGGAGCGGCGUAAGGAGCGGCAGGAGGCCCUGGAGGCUAAGCUGGAGGAGAAGAGGAAAAAGGAAGAGGAGAAACGGCUGAGAGAGGAAGAAAAGCGCAUUAAAGCAGAGAAAGCUGAAAUCACGAGGUUCUUCCAGAAACCAAAGACUCCACAGACCCCCAAGACGCUGGCCGGCUCCUGUGGCAAGUUUGCCCCUUUUGAAAUUAAAGAGAACAUGGUCCUCGCCCCUCUUUGUCGGACCACCUUUGACCAAGACCUCUGUGAUCAGUUAGACCAGCUCCUGCAGCAACAGAGUGGCAACUUCUCCUUCCUAAAAGAUCUGAAAGGCCGGCGGCCCCUCAGGUCUGGACCCACCGUGGUUUCUAACCGGAAUGCGGACAUUUUUAACAGUGAUGUGGUGAUAGUGGAAAGCAGCAAAGUAGAUGGCAUUCCUGAAAGGAAGAAGUUUGGCAGGAUGAAGCUCCUGCAGUUUUCUGAGAAUCACCGACCAGCAUAUUGGGGGACAUGGAAUAAGACGACGACGGUCAUCCAUCCAAGGGACCCCUGGGCCCAAGACAGGAAGCUCCUGGACUAUGAGGUGGACAGUGAUGAUGAGUGGGAAGAGGAGGAGCCAGGAGAGUCUCUCUCUCACAGUGAAGGGGAUGAUGAUGAUGAAGUAGAAGAUGAAGAUGAGGAUGAUGGUUUUUUCGUACCUCAUGGGUACCUGUCUGAGGAUGAGGGAGUAACUGAGGAGUGUGCUGACCCCGAGAACCACAAGGUCCGCCAGAAGCUGAAGGCCAAGGAGUGGGACGAGCUUUUAGCCAAGGGAAAGCGGUUCCGCGUGCUCCAGCCCGUGAAGAUUGGCUGCAUCUGGGCGGCAGACAAGGAUGGCAGCGCCGACCUGAAGGUGCUAGAGCAGUUCACGGCAUGCCUUCUAGAGACAGUUCUCCCCGAGGAGGAGCAGACACCUAAGGCCUCCAAGAAAAAGAAGAGGGACCAGCACAUCUUGGCCCAGUUGCUCCCGCUGCUACACGGGAAUGUGAAUGGAAGCAAAGUCAUCAUCCGGGAAUUCCAGGAAUGCUGCCGCCAAGGACUGCUUGGCAAGGACACUAGCAGUCCUGAGAGCAGCUCCGCCAGCCCUCCGAGCCCUGGCUCUUCCCGCCCGCAGACCCCCACCACCAGCGAGGACAAUGCCGUCCCCUCCAAGGCCAGGCUCAAGCGUAUUAUUUCCGAGAACUCGGUGUACGAGAAGAGGCCUGAUUUCAGGAUGUGCUGGUACGUCCACUCACAGGUGCUGAAGAGCUUUGAUCAGGAGCACCUGCCCGUGCCGUGCCAGUGGAGUUAUGUCACUAUGGUGCCCUCAGCCACCAGGGAGGACAGUGGCAGCAUCCCCACCCCAGGGCCCAGCCAGGGGACACCCAUCUCGCUAAAGAGGAAGUCAGCAGGAAGCAUGUGCAUCACUCAGUUCAUGAAGAAGCGCAGGCAUGAUGGGCAGGUCGGAGCUGGGGACCUGGAUGGCUUCCAGGCAGACACGGAGGAGGAGGAGGAAGAGGAUGGUGACUGUGUGAUGAUGGACAUCUCGGAUAUUGCUGAGGCCCAGGACCCUUGUGUAACCACUCCCAGUGCUGGAAGGCCUGUGGGAAUGGACACCAGCGAGAGCCCCAUGCCCUCCAACUCACUCAGCCCCUCCUGAGCACCCCAAACUGGCUGGCGUGUGUAUGUAGAAUGGUUAGGGUUUUCUCAGAUGCUUCUCAGAUACUUGAAAGUCCUAUGAUUCCUGUGUAAAGAGCACUUUGUCCUGCUUCGCAUACGCCCCCUCAAGGGUUGGAAAGUAUAUAGGAUGCUUGAUUCAUUCUUUUUUAUAUUUGUAAAAAUUUCCCCUCGAAGCUGCAUACUAAUCUGCCCUUUAAUAAAGCAUUAUCGCAGUGUGUUGGCCUGUACGGGGAAUCCCAAUUGUGCCCUAAGGAUCCUGAGCAGGCACUAUGAUGAAAUGCUUAUAAAUGAACUGGAGCCUGCCGGUGUCGUGUGGCACCAGGACUGACAUGGAUAUGUAUAAACUUAUUGUCUAGCCCUGA